UGUCUACUGGCGGCAAUCGUGAUUUCCCCAUGAGAGCAACAGUUGACACGGACGGUCCACGCUAGCGAUGAUGUCAUUCAUAUUUCUAUUUAGAUGCUUUAAAUGACCAAUAAGUUGGUUGCUUUAGUUUGUAGCGCUCAUAAACUGUGAGGCGUCUUUUUGCCUUCCGAGGCUUUAUCAUGCCGUCAUUUGAUUUCCACGGCGUGACGGUGCAAUUCCCCUUCCCUCCCUACGAGUGUCAGAAAGAUUACAUGAAGAAAGUCAUCGAAUGUCUUCAGACGAAGGUAAAUGGAGUCCUGGAGAGUCCCACAGGCACUGGGAAGACCUUGUGCCUGCUGUGUGCCACCCUGGCUUGGAGGGAUCACACCAAAGAUGCGAUCUCCCAACAGAAAAUAGCAGAAAGGCUGGAUGGGAAGGAGAUGUUUCCCAGUAUUCCUCACCCAUCUUGGGGGCAAGCCAACAGCGAUGUUUCAACACCAACAAGCUACAGUGAUGUUCCCAAGAUCAUAUAUGCGUCACGAACACACUCUCAGCUCGCUCAGGUUGUCAGCGAGUUAAGGAACACUUCGUACAAACCUAAGGUGUGUGUUUUGGGCUCAAGAGAACAGCUGUGUAUCAACCCAGAAGUGAUGCGCCAGGAAAACCACCAUGUCAAGGUCCAUAUGUGUCGAGGAAAGGUGUCCACGAGGUCGUGUGUCUUCUAUAACAAUGUUGAAGAGAAAAGCACCGAUCGAGAAUUGGUGAACACCAUCAUGGACGUUGAAGACCUGGUCAAAUUUGGCAACAAACACAGGUCAUGUCCUUACUACCUUUCACGCUCCUUAAAACAGCAGGCGGAUGUGAUUUUUACGCCCUAUAAUUACCUGCUGGAUCCAAAGAGUCGAAGAGCUCAUCAAAUCGAACUGGCUGGAUCUGUUGUCAUCUUUGACGAGGCUCAUAAUUUAGAGAAGACCUGUGAGCAGUCAACGUCGUUCGAACUGAUGCCGUAUGAUUUAGCCUCAGCUAUUAGUGCCUUGACCAGGUUGCUAGCUGAGCAGGCUACAGAAGCCAGUCUGGGAGAGUCUUCUGUUCAAGGUUUAAAACCAAACAUAGAAAAUGUUGCAAAAAUCAAAGAGAUUUGUCUGAAGCUGGAAGCUGCUCUUGAUGCAUUCCAGGUUGCAGCUGACAAAGGAAUAACAAAACCUGGAAUCUUCAUAUAUGAGCUAUUAGAGAGAGCCAGUUUGAACUACGACAACAAGGCUGCUGUGUUUGAGACGCUGGAGCAGAUCAUUGGAUCACUAGCAGGACAACCUGGGAUAUUUCACAACACAAGUGGAUUGCAGAAGCUCUCGGAUAUGAUACAGCUGGUGUUCCCUGGCAACGUGCCAUCAUCAAAGUUAGACCGGCAAAAGAAAUUGGAAGAUAAUACUGCUUCUUUUAAGGUUCACAUCCACCAAGACACCAGCUUUCAAAAAAAACAAAAGAGCGCUGACCUGUGGGCUUCAUCUUCUACAAAGAAAACAGGAAACAUUCUGAGUUACUGGUGUUUUUCUCCGGGCUUCAGCAUGCAGGACCUGGUGAAUCAAGGUGUUCACUGCAUCAUUCUGACCAGCGGUACCCUCUCUCCUCUCAGCUCCUUUACUUCAGAGAUGAGAAUAAAAUUCCCAGUGUCUUUGGAAAACGGCCAUGUGAUCGAGCGGGACCAAAUCUUUGUUAGCGUCAUUGAACGAGGCCCAGAUGAGGUACCGUUAAGUUCGGCAUUUGACAGAAGAUUUGUUCCUGAAAACCUAUCAUCGUUAGGAAACACAGUAGUGAACCUGAGCCGCAUCAUACCACAUGGACUUCUGGUGUUCUUUCCCUCCUUCUUUUUGAUGGAAAAAACUCUGGAGUUCUGGAGAGACAAUGGACAUGCAAGUCGCAUUGAGAGUGUGAAGCCAAUAUUUGUCGAACCCAAAGGGAAGGGAACCUUUACUGAGACUAUUGGAGGUUACUACGACGCAGUAAAUGACUCAAAAUCCAGAGGCGGAAUCUUUGCAGCAGUUUGUCGAGGAAAGGCUAGCGAGGGUUUGGAUUUUGCAAACACGUUUGGCCGUGGUGUUAUCAUCACCGGACUCCCCUUUCCACCAAAGCUGGAUCCUCGGGUCCUCCUGAAGAUGCAGUUCUUAGAUGAAAUGAACCAAAAGAAAAUUCCCGGCAUGAAGUUCCUUUCAGGGCGGGAGUGGUACCGAGAGCAGGCUUUCAGAGCUGUGAACCAGGCUAUCGGCAGAGUCAUUCGCCACAAGGACGACUAUGGCGCCAUCUUCCUGUGUGACCAGAGGUUUAAAAGUAGAGACGCACAACUGCAGCUUCCAUCGUGGGUGAGACCCAGCGUGCGUCAUUAUGAAAACUUUGGGAACAUAGUCCGUGAUGUUUGCCAGUUCUUCAGGGUUGCACACAAAAUGAGGCCCAUGUUGGAAAAGAGCACUGCACCAGAACUUGCUUCAGAGUGUCCAGCGAGCAGUCGUCAGUCAUCAUCUCCUCGGUCCUGUGGCUCCACUUCUUACUUACACACUCAGAAGGCCAAAAUGUUGGACUCGCACACCAACACUCUUAAAAGGAGGCGACCUGAUGAAGACACUGCAGUCGCCAGUAUUUUCAAACAGUACGAGUCUCAGACUGCAAAAAGUGCAAGGAAAGCAGGCAAUCUGUUUGAUGCCCUGGACCGUGUUGAGACCCGAAGAGAAGCCAAUGGUGCUUUGGGAGAACAGACGCCAAGCAAGUUGUCCACGCUGUCGCUGCAAUACGACAAAAGAUUGGAGGAGAUGAUGAAUGGAGGGAAACGCAAAAUAAAUCUGGUCCACGAGCAGAAGCCGAGUUUUUCCAGGGUUGUUUCUGGAGAUGGGAAAAAGGCCAUCGCCAAGAACUUCCUGGGAGAAAUGAAGUCGUCCCUCAGCCAGGUCAACUUUGAGCGAAUUCGCCUGGCUCUACAGUCCUACAAGAAGACUGACAACGUGGACAUUCUGCUGUCAGACACGUCGCUGUUAACCGAUGACCCUCAUACUUACAGUCUGUUGCGCGGGUUAUACCACUUUGUACGACCACACCACAAGAAGACAUUUGAUGAGAAGUGCCAGGAAGUGACGGGUGCUGGCUGUGGGUACAAACCCGAACACUCUGAGAGCAAGACAGGGAUGCCACAUGCUGCAGAUGUGGACCCCAGUAGAAUUUCAGCCUCCAGUUCUAGUUUAAAGUCCAGCAGCGCUCCAAAAAACAAGCAAGGAGGACUUGAGGAUCUGGGAGGAAGUCAAGCUGGCACUACUCCAAAGGGUCAAGUCCAGGCUGCCUUUCUGGCCGACGUAAAAAAAGCGCUGGGUCCGGAGGGAUCAGCCCGGCUGUGCCAGGCGGUGCACAGCUACAAGGCCACAGACAACUAUGACAACAUGGUGGCUGUGGCUGUGGCCUUGUUCACCGAGAAAGAUAAAGACUUCAGCCUUCUAUGCAGAUUUGCCAGUAUUAUUCGUCCUCACCACAAGAGGCAGUACAAAGAGAUGCUGAGAGCAUUGUUGGCUCGGCUGGCUGAAACUGCUGUUGAGCAAAACCACCACAACCAAUCAGAGUAAGAACUAUCCAGUCCGUGACUACCAUGCCACUUUCAAAUCAUGACAUCUAGUUUUAAUAGUUAAGAAAUUAUAAACACAAUGUGUAUUUUUUAAACUCAUUUGUUUCUACUAUCUGUUUGU
This is a messenger RNA of Entelurus aequoreus (snake pipefish), 3698 nucleotides long. RefSeq names its product regulator of telomere elongation helicase 1 (gene rtel1). The coding region runs from base 180 to 3578 and encodes 1132 amino acids. The transcript is spliced from 32 exons. Gene Ontology annotation, molecular function: hydrolase activity, acting on acid anhydrides, in phosphorus-containing anhydrides; DNA polymerase binding; ATP binding. The record is from RefSeq and is a predicted model, not a curated record. Lineage: Eukaryota; Metazoa; Chordata; Actinopteri; Syngnathiformes; Syngnathidae. Gene Ontology annotation, biological process: negative regulation of t-circle formation; telomeric loop disassembly; negative regulation of DNA recombination. Gene Ontology annotation, cellular component: nucleus.